UCCUAACGCGACUACAGCUGCAGUCUGAAUUUGUCGUUUAGUGAUGUUUAUUUACGCCUUAUCUUAUUAAAAUUUACGACUCGUUACGCCUCCCGCUAAGAUUAAAUUAGAUUGCGUUUUAAAUACCAGCUCGAUAUUGUGUAAAAACAAAGUGGUACACAUUCGUGUCGUGAUUUUUGUGCGUAAAUCAUGGAUGAAAUAAAUUUCGCGGCCCAAUGUUUAUUGGAAAUGUCACACAGUAAAGAUCAUAUUAAUCGCCCCCUGGAUCUCUCCAAUAGACCAGUAUCACACGAUAUCACAUCUCUUUUAUCAGGAAACAAUGUCGGCCCUGCCGUAAUUGUCGAGCCGGUUCCCGUUGUUCCACAUUCUUUUGUAAAAGAAGAACCCGUCACCACAAAUUCUACCGAGUCAUCUUCGUAUAUGGUUGCCCGUAUUCUUACAGAUCUCACCCGCAUUAAACAAGAGCCGGUACCGGAAGUUCCAUCAGAUACGGAAGGAAACCUUACUAUAGAUGAAGACGAACAGGAUGAAGGCUACAGCAGUUACAUAAACAAUUCCAAUGGGAAAUCUCGGAAUUCUAAAGUUUGUAAAGUUGUAAGUGGUAUCCCGAAAAAUUUAGAUUCCACUGUACCAUUCGCGCGCAAACCGGCUCUUCCCAGAGCUCAAUCGGCUAACAAACUCUCGACACAGUUACGAAAAACUCAUAAAUGUUUGUAUGAUGGAUGUCAUAAAGUAUAUGGAAAAAGUUCCCACUUGAAAGCCCACUUAAGAACACACACAGGUAAGUUUUAUUUCAAAUAUAUCCUUUUCGAAAGCAAGAACGGACUUACCUGCCAAAGGGUUUCAUAUUUUCCCUUUUAGAAAUGCCGACAUUGA
This is a messenger RNA of Photinus pyralis (common eastern firefly), 876 nucleotides long. RefSeq names its product Krueppel-like factor 13. The transcript has a single exon. Gene Ontology annotation, molecular function: DNA-binding transcription factor activity, RNA polymerase II-specific; RNA polymerase II cis-regulatory region sequence-specific DNA binding. Bases 190 to 861 code for a protein of 223 amino acids. The record is from RefSeq and is a predicted model, not a curated record. NCBI's taxonomy places the organism in Eukaryota, Metazoa, Arthropoda, Insecta, Coleoptera, Lampyridae. Gene Ontology annotation, biological process: regulation of transcription by RNA polymerase II.